This is a messenger RNA of Trichoderma gamsii, 888 nucleotides long. RefSeq lists its product as hypothetical. The record is from RefSeq and is a predicted model, not a curated record. The coding region runs from base 1 to 888 and encodes 295 amino acids. Gene Ontology annotation, molecular function: hydrolase activity, acting on carbon-nitrogen (but not peptide) bonds, in linear amides. The transcript has 3 exons. NCBI's taxonomy places the organism in Eukaryota, Fungi, Ascomycota, Sordariomycetes, Hypocreales, Hypocreaceae.
AUGGCCAUGUCGACAAAGAUCAGAGUCGCGGUCAUUCAGUUGCACUCGAAACCCCUCGAUAUAGAGGGCAACUUUACAAAGGCUUGUGCAUUCAUCCGCCAAGCAGCUGAACAAGGAGCUCAGCUAGUUGUUUUGCCAGAAUACCAUUUGAAUGGUUAUGUACCUGAAGACCCUAUUUAUAUUCAGCAAGCUUCUCAAUACAAGAAAUAUCUGGAUCAGUAUUGCGUCCUAGCUCGAGAGCUUAGCGUUUGUCUUGUCCCAGGAACGUUUGUUGAGCGACAUCCAGCUGCCGCUCAAUCCUCUGGCAAUAGAACAUUAAACGACCUAGACGGAGACUAUCAACUAUUUAACACUUCGUACUUUAUUUCUCACGAGGGCGAAAUUCUGGGAUCUUAUAGGAAGAAAAACCUCUGGCACACCGAGCGCUCCCACCAAUCUCGUGGCUGGGAAAAACAUUCCGCAAUAUCUACGCCUUUGGGAAAAGUAGGACUUUUGAUCUGCUGGGAUCUUGCUUUCCCAGAAGCUUUUCGCCAAUUGGUGAAAGACGGCGCAGACAUCAUCAUCGUGCCCACCUGCUGGACGCUCGACGAAUCCCACGCCUAUGGGCUAGGAUUGAAUCCCAACUAUGAAAGUCUAGUUUUAAACACUAUGAUCACAUCGCGUUGCUUUGAAAACACUUGCGCCGUUGUGUUUGCAAAUGCCGGUGGGCCUUCGCACACGUUUGUCGGACUAUCGCAGGUCGCUUUGCCAUUUGUAGGCGCUGUCGAUGGGAUUUGGGACAGCUCAGAGAAUUUCUUUAUUGCUGAGAUUGAUAUGGAAAUUUUGAAGCAGGCGGAGCUUAACUACAAAGUGCGAGAAGACAUGGCAGAAAAGGAUUGGCAUUAUUGA